AUGGCGACGUCGGCGACACGCUACAAGCUCAUCUUCCACGCGCCCAUCAGCGCCGUGGAGGCGUGCAAGCAGGCCAUCUUCGCGGCCGGGGCGGGCCGCUACCCCAACUACAGCCAGUGCGCCUUCACGGUGGUGGGCGAGGGCCAGUUCCUGCCGGGCGACGCCGCGCAGCCGCACAUCGGCAAGCCCGGCGCGCUCGAGAAGGUCCAGGAGGCCAAGGUGGAGGUGCUCUGCGCCGGGCAGGAGACGACGAGGCAGGCCGUCGAGGCCUUGAAGAAGGCUCAUCCAUACGAGGAGCCGUCCUACGAAGUCUUCAAGAUGGAGGACUUUUAA
Diaporthe citri is the source of this 333-nucleotide messenger RNA. RefSeq lists its product as uncharacterized. Bases 1 to 333 code for a protein of 110 amino acids. The transcript is spliced from 2 exons. The record is from RefSeq and is a predicted model, not a curated record. Lineage: Eukaryota; Fungi; Ascomycota; Sordariomycetes; Diaporthales; Diaporthaceae.